UGACGUAAUUUCCAGUCACCCUUCCACUCCCAGCAUUCCAAAGUGUGAGCGGCAGAAAGAUGGCGGACCGGGGGUACAGCUUCUCCCUCACCACGUUCAGCCCUUCAGGCAAACUCGUCCAGAUUGAAUAUGCCUUGGCAGCUGUAGCGGCAGGAGCUCCAGCAGUGGGAAUCAAAGCUUCCAAUGGUGUUGUUUUGGCAACAGAGAAGAAACAGAAAUCCAUUCUUUAUGAUGAACAGAGUGUACACAAAGUGGAACCAAUCACAAAACACAUAGGAAUGGUGUAUAGUGGAAUGGGACCUGACUAUAGGGUAUUGAUUCGCCGAGCCCGAAAGUUGGCACAGCAGUACUAUCUUGUGUAUCAAGAACCCAUCCCUACAGCCCAGCUUGUACAGAGAGUGGCCUCUGUCAUGCAGGAAUAUACACAGUCUGGUGGUGUUCGUCCGUUUGGCGUCUCACUGCUGAUUGCUGGCUGGGAUGAGGACCGACCAUAUUUGUUUCAAUCAGAUCCAUCUGGUGCUUAUUUUGCAUGGAAAGCAACAGCCAUGGGAAAGAAUUAUGUAAAUGGGAAAACCUUCCUUGAAAAGAGGUACAAUGAAGACCUAGAACUUGAAGAUGCCAUUCAUACAGCAAUCUUAACACUAAAGGAAAGCUUUGAAGGCCAGAUGACAGAAGACAAUAUAGAGGUUGGAAUUUGUGAUGAAGCAGGAUUUCGAAGACUCACUCCAGCAGAAGUCAAAGACUAUUUAGCUACCAUAGUCUAACAUUUAUUGAAACUGAUUUUUUUUAAUAUGGAAGAAAUAUUAGUCAACCUCUGAUUAUAAUUUGAAAACCUUUUUAUUCCACUCUUCAGUUUUGGCAAUGGUUAAACAGUCAAUACAAUGUAAAACUAUGUUGCACAAGUACAUCUGAUAAAUCUUGUCUUAGAAAUGAAAA
This is a messenger RNA of Hemiscyllium ocellatum (epaulette shark), 936 nucleotides long. It is a transcript of the gene psma2a, whose product is annotated as proteasome 20S subunit alpha 2a. Gene Ontology annotation, cellular component: proteasome core complex, alpha-subunit complex; proteasome core complex. Lineage: Eukaryota; Metazoa; Chordata; Chondrichthyes; Orectolobiformes; Hemiscylliidae. Bases 60 to 764 code for a protein of 234 amino acids. Gene Ontology annotation, biological process: ubiquitin-dependent protein catabolic process. The transcript has 8 exons. The record is from RefSeq and is a predicted model, not a curated record.